Molecule: messenger RNA, 927 nt
Organism: Trichophyton rubrum CBS 118892
Lineage: Eukaryota; Fungi; Ascomycota; Eurotiomycetes; Onygenales; Arthrodermataceae
Exons: 1
Coding region: 1-927 (308 amino acids)
Source: RefSeq, a predicted model, not a curated record
AUGCGAUCUCUAUCAUCACAGAAUCUCCACUUAAAAAUCGCGGAUCUUGUGACACAGAUUGAAAAGCUUGGGUUUGCAUUCAGCACACAUAACUGGUCUCUAUAUGUUAAUAUUCUCUGUCUUUCCCGUGACCCUGCUUCCCAAAUGCGGGCAUUCACUAUUUUCGAGGAGAAGUUCAUGCCCAACUACCCAGGUUGGAGGUAUAUAAAACGUGGAUAUACCCUUAGGCCGGAGGGUGCACAUAUGGAAAUGGAUCUCAUGGAAGGGCCUUUCCGCCGAGGAAAGCCUGGUCGUAUGAUUGGGCGUAAGGUCCGUGCUCUGUGGGCAAAGGUUCAGCCAGAUUACAUGCAGCCUACUCAUCUCAAUAUCCUUCACCUUGCUUCCGCCCUUAUUGAUUUCCGAUCCCGAUCAAUCGUUGACGGAGGAAAAGAGAUGAAUGAGUUGUUUUCUAAGGCACCUAAAACAUACACUGCCGUUGCCACGAUCCCAUACUUGGAGGAAAAGUUCCAAAAUAUCCUUCGCCGCUACAAGGCCGAUCAGGCGGAUAUAGAGCGACUUCCAAGAGUUGAAAUUUCCAACGACGAUGUGUGGACCGGCGGUGUUUUGGGAGAGGGAAGUGAACGAAUCAAUACUGGCGAGGUAGAAUCUUCUUUUGAAGAGGAUAAUGAUGUUCGAGAGGAUGAAGACAACGCCGACUCCGAAUGGACACCUGAGAUUCAUGAGCAGCCCAAUAUUUUUGAAUCUACUGAGCCAGCGCCCCCGUUGUUGGACUCUUUGUUGGCCGAAGACAUGUCCCGCCGGCAGAGGAUGGGCGUAUCAGAGCAAUCAAACGCUGUUCCUUUUGCCGAGCGAGUAUUAAGCCCUGAGGAUCAGUGGGAUUUGGAUAACUACAUACGCCACUCUGCGUUUGAAGAAACUGAAAAGUAG